Molecule: messenger RNA, 1613 nt
Organism: Coregonus clupeaformis (lake whitefish)
Lineage: Eukaryota; Metazoa; Chordata; Actinopteri; Salmoniformes; Salmonidae
Product: hsp90 co-chaperone Cdc37-like
Exons: 8
Coding region: 239-1372 (377 amino acids)
Biological process (GO): protein folding; protein stabilization
Cellular component (GO): cytoplasm
Molecular function (GO): heat shock protein binding; protein-folding chaperone binding; protein kinase binding
Source: RefSeq, a predicted model, not a curated record
UUACGUAGAGACGUGGAAGACGUCUGAACGGAAACUUCCAGGGUUUCCUCCUUAGCUAGCUAAAGCUACAUUGUUGCUCAGCAAUAGUAAAUAUAUUAGCUACCGAUAUAAUUUCUAACAAGGUUUGAAGUUAGCUAGUUACGUUGUAAUUGGAUAUCAUUUGACUCACAUCUGUUAUUAUCACGUUAACGUGCUCUUGCUGCAAGCAAAGUUUUAGCCUACUAGCUAGGUAGCUAGAAUGACAAGUAGGAUAGACUACAGCGUGUGGGACCACAUUGAGGUUUCAGACGAUGAAGAUGACACGCAUCCAAACAUCGAUACACCCAGCCUUUUCAAAUGGAGACAUGAGGCGCGUGUGGAACGAAUGGAGCAGUUCAUAAAGGCUGGUGAGGACCUGGAGAAGGGGCUGGCUGAAUCUAAGCGCAAGUUGACUGAAGCACAGAAGAAGACAAAGAAUCUGUCCAGUUCAGCCACGGACGAUGCCAAAGCCGAGCUGAGCAAGGCACAGGCCGAGGAGAAGAGGCUGAAGAAGGAGGAGCGAGACUGGGAGAAGAAACUGGAGGACCACCGGCGGGAAGAGAAGAAGAUGCCAUGGAACGUGGACACACUCUGCAAGGAGGGCUUCAGCAAGAGCGUUAUGAACGUUAAGCCAGAUGUGAAGGAGGAGACCGAGGAGCAGAAAGAACAGAAACACAAGACCUUUGUUGAGAAGUAUGAGAAAGCGAUCAAACACUUUGGUAUGAUGAAACGCUGGGACGACAGCCAGAAGUACCUAUCAGACAACCCUCACCUGGUGUGCGAGGAGACGGCCAACUACCUAGUCAUCAUGUGCAUUGACCUGGAGGUGGAGGAGAAGAAAGCUCUGAUGGAGCAGGUGGCCCACCAGACCAUAGUGAUGCAGUUCAUCCUAGAGCUGGCUAAGAGCCUAAAGGUGGAUCCCCGCGGCUGCUUCCGUCAGUUCUUCGCCAAGAUAAAGACUGCAGAUCAGCAGUAUCAGGAUGCCUUCAACGAUGAGCUGGAGUCCUUUAAGGAGAGGGUGCGCGGCAGGGCCAAGAUCCGCAUCGAGAGGGCCAUGAAGGAGUACGAAGAGGAGGAGAGACAGAAACGCCUGGGGCCCGGAGGACUGGACCCUGCCGAGGUGUAUGAGUCCCUACCUGAGGAGAUGCAGAAAUGUUUUGACGAGAAGGACAUUGCCAUGUUGCAGACUGUCAUCACUAAGCUGGACCCAACAGAGGCUAAGGUCCACAUGAAGAGAUGCAUUGACUCUGGCCUCUGGGUCCCUAACUCACGGGCAGACGAGGGAGACGACAAGGAGGAAGACGCUACUUAUGAAGAGCUGAAUAAGGAGAUGGGUGAACAGAAGAUAGAAUGAUUGACAUUAAUUGACUUUACGAUGAUGAUAUUUUCAUCUAUGUAGUCAUUACUUCUAUUUCUACUCCCAAUGUUUUGUCAUGAAUUUGUCCUUAACGCUUUGGAACAAUGUAACCUCUCUGUGGUGAUGUCCACUCUUUGUGGACAACAAUAUCACACCAAUAUCACUUGCUGAAUGCUUUUCUUUUUUUAAACAUAAUUCUUGCUUGGGCCUUAUUAGUAAAGCUGUAUUCUUAAACUUG